Molecule: messenger RNA, 3555 nt
Organism: Colias croceus (clouded yellow)
Lineage: Eukaryota; Metazoa; Arthropoda; Insecta; Lepidoptera; Pieridae
Gene: par-6
Product: partitioning defective protein 6
Exons: 7
Coding region: 198-1124 (308 amino acids)
Biological process (GO): centrosome cycle
Molecular function (GO): protein binding
Source: RefSeq, a predicted model, not a curated record
GGUUCAUUAUUACUAAUGCCUUAAAUAUUUUAUAAUAGAAAAUCAACUUCACAAAUUACAAUUUACGACGCGAGUGUCGAUUCAACAUUCUCGUUUGUUUAAAAAUUUUUGAUAUUUUACAAUGUUUUUUCACGUAACAAGUGCCUAAAUAUUUUGAAACGUUUAUUGUGUUAGUGUAAGUGUUAAAUGCUUUCGAGAUGUCUAAAAACAAAAUCGCCGCUAGGAUCGACAGCCAGAGUGUGGAAGUCAAAACUAAAUUCGAUGCGGAGUUCCGAAGAUUUUCACUAAAUAAAUCGGAAAAGUUAAAAUAUGAUGAUUUCAAGGCGUUAAUUGAGAAACUACACAGGUUACACGAUGUGGCCUUUCUUAUCAGCUACACAGACCCCAGAGAUGGUGAUUUGCUGCCAAUUAACAAUGAUGAUAACUUAGCUAGAGCUUUACUGACAGCCAGGCCGCUGUUAAGGGUUAUAAUUCAAAGGAAAGGGGACAGUCUUGAAGAACUAAACGGCUAUGGAACGAUGCGACCACGCAACAUCAUAUCUUCAAUACUUAGCGGUACACCGGCGAAGAACAAGGGACUGGCUAUAUCCAACCCACACGACUUUAGGAUGGUAUCAGCAAUCAUAGAUGUAGAUAUAGUACCGGAAACGUGUAGGAGGGUGAAAUUAUUAAAGCACGGCUCCGAUAGACCGCUAGGAUUUUUCAUAAGAGACGGCACAUCAGUACGUGUAACUGCGAGUGGGGUAGAAAGAUCGCCCGGGAUUUUCAUAUCGCGGCUCGUGCCCGGCGGUUUGGCUGAGUCCACCGGCCUGCUCGGUGUUAACGAUGAAGUGCUUGAAGUUAACGGGAUCGAUGUGUCCAAUAAGACCUUGGAUCAGGUGACGGACAUGAUGGUAGCGAACUCAUCGAACCUUAUAAUCACUGUGCGGCCCGCCAACCAGCGCGCCGGCCCGCCGCCGGAGCCCGCCCGCACCGACCGGCCCGCCAGCGAGCCCGACGAGGACAGAUUCGACCAAGAGGACCAAGACGAAAUAGUCGAUCUAACGGCUGUCACCUUACACGACCAAGAAGCUCCAUACCAACAAAUGGCGAGCAAAGACGACGGGCAAAUACUACACCUCUAGUACAUAAUAUACCGCUAUAGGAUGUGCAAGCCUAUAACAAAGUAUGGGAAAGUGUAGGACAAUAGUGUUUGGUGCGAGUUAUAGUGUCAAAGUGUCAAAGUUUUAGUGUCAGUAUACCAAAAUUGAAGAAAUUUUUUUUCAGCUAACGUUUAACCCUGGAUUUGUCUGGGCGUUUUAAUAAAGUGUACACGACAUUACAAUAUAGUUAAAAGUUAUAAUCAAUAAAAAGGUGUGCAUUUAUCUUGAUAAUAACAUAGUGUGGAUAUAGUAUAUAUUAUGGUGAAAAAAUUUUCUUUUAAAGAACCAUAUAUGUAACAAUGAAUAUUAGUAAAUUAGUAUUACAGACAAUAAAUAUCAUAAAUGGCUGUAGCUACUCAGAGAUGUUAAAUUAUAAAUAUAAGCUAUUAAAUCUAAUACGAACACGUUGCGUUGCUGCCAAAAACUAAUAUAAAUGGCGGCUUAUUGGAAUUUGGAGGACUAAAAAUAAAGAAUAAAACAUUUAUUUGUCAGCAACAGCACAACAAAAUAAGAAAACACCACUAAAAAACAAAGCUAAAGAAGUGAAAUCAAAAAUAAAAUAAAAAUCUAGCCAAUAAAAAAAUAUAAAUAAAGAAAAAUAAAACCGCCAUGCCUUGCAUUUGUUAUUUAUGGCAUGUCUAAAUGCAUAGUUUUUACACGAAUUCAUAAAUUAUAAGGCAUCAUAAUUUCAUUCAAAAAGAGAGAAACAGCUCUUAUAUUUACUCUCUCUAUCUUGCAUAAAAUUAUUGCACUAAACAAAUUAUUGUGAUCAAAAUAUAUUAUUCAUAUUUUAAACAUUCCAUGGCUAACAUUCCACAUUAGUCUGAUAAAAAUAAAUUUAAAAUGUCUGUUUAUAUAAAAUGGAUUUAAGCGAACUUCACACCAAACAAUAAAGAAACUAAGGGAUACAAAUAUUUAUCUGUCUUACAUUCCUUACUUUAUAAUAUUCGGGGUUUUUAUUAAAAUUUGUAUAGUAAAAAGGACGCCUUAUAAAAUAGGAACCUAUUCGUCCAAAAGAAGAGUGUUCAUCGAUGUAAUACUACUAUCGUUACUAUUUUAAACAAUAAAAAUUCAGUUAAUUAACUACUAAUAAACGAAUAAAAGCACUAGGUAAAUUUUACAAUGAAAAAAAGAGCGUGUGUGUCGAGCACGCGUUUCAGAAGAGAAACUUCUUUGGCAAGAUUCAAAGAUACCAAAAUUGUCGCCUUACUCCAUGGCGUGACGGUAUUACGCGAACUUGAAAUGUUACUCUCAACGCGCCUAAAGAAGUUUCACUUCAAUAAAAUUUAAAGGAUUUUUGUGUAUCAUCGCGUUCACAUCAACGUCGUUAAUUUCUAAAUAAAAUAAUUAUACUCUCGUAAAAUUAAACGCAAGAACUAUUAGAUGAAUAUAUAUUUCCUACUUAGAAUCUGUGUUAUCUGUUAAAAUUUAUAGUAGUUGUGUACUUAACGUGAGGUUAUCCUUAAUAUUGUAUUAAUACAAUAAAACUGUUUGUUCUCUAUGAUGCUUUAGAUUAAGUCUCCACUUCCUAUGGAAGGUGCUAACGUUCAUGUUUUCGGUUUUUAAAUUGUAACAAAUUAUGAAUUUAUCCAAUAUAGUAUUCGUUAAUUUAUUAUAAUCAUGUUAGAAGUUAUUAUAAUUAUUUUUCACUGUUCAUUAUCGAAUUUGGUGGAUUAUAUGUACUUUUAUAUUCGAAAGUAUUGCUGUUAAAUGAAUCAAAUUUACAUUCCAGUUAUCGUUAAAUCGUGCCUUGAAUCUCUUAUACUGUUGCAAAUCGGUAUUGUUGUUAUUAUUCGCUCGAAAUGUUGUUUCGACAUAGUUAAAUACAUUAUAUAGUUUGUGGCCUAAUGCAGUGCCUUGUGGAACUCCGUAUAGCAAUAGUUUGUAUAAACGUAUUUUCCUGCGAUACUAUGAGUGUUUGUUCCUUGUAUAUUGUUUUAAUUACGAUUUUUAUCGAAACGCGACAUUUUACAAUCAUGUUAUGUAAGGUACUGUCGAGGAAACGAACUUUUUGAUUGGAAGCGAAGCGAUCAUUGCCUGUUCGUAAGUCUUUUAAGAAAACUUAUAUUAAUUUUUAAUUAAUCUUGUAUAUCAAAUAUUUUAGUUUUAGUAUAAUAUCUAGAUCAAAGUAUUUUAGAUAUUAGAGCUUAUUUUAGUUUAUUAUCUGCUAUACUCCUAAGGUUCUUUAUAGUAAGUAUACUGUCACAUAUCAAAUAAGCCUUUAUAUUAUCGUCAAUGAUCACACGAUAGGUUUCGUAUUUAUUCCGUUUGCAAGUACUUACGUCAAUUAUCGAGUUUACAUUCCAUUUAUAUACUGAAGUAUCUAAUUUUUUGUAAUUUUAUAUUUUAAAAGAUAGUUUUAAAACGCUUGAUAUUCGAUUAUCCUAUUGCAUUCCAUUCAAACAUCUACACU